Messenger RNA from Geosmithia morbida, 2106 nucleotides. RefSeq lists its product as uncharacterized. Gene Ontology annotation, cellular component: mitochondrial intermembrane space. Gene Ontology annotation, molecular function: metalloendopeptidase activity. Gene Ontology annotation, biological process: proteolysis; peptide metabolic process. NCBI's taxonomy places the organism in Eukaryota, Fungi, Ascomycota, Sordariomycetes, Hypocreales, Bionectriaceae. The transcript has 2 exons. The record is from RefSeq and is a predicted model, not a curated record. Bases 1 to 2106 code for a protein of 701 amino acids.
AUGGCCGACCCAAAGUUCAAGACCCCCCCCCAGGCCCCGCCCCUCUUCACCCACACCUCGGACUCCAUCAUCAGCGAGACGGAGCGUCUCAAUGCCGAGUACAAAAAGGUGCUCGACGACAUGGUGGCUGCUGUCAAGCCCGAGACGGCAACCUUUGCUACCACACUCAAGCCCAUCCUGGUCGACGACGACAACACGGCUGCUCUCCGUCGCAUUCUCAACUUUUACCAGCACGUGUCCCCCAAGGAUGAGCUCCGCGAUGCGUCGAGAAAGGCCGACGAGAUUACGAAUGACUUCGAUAUUGAGUGCAAGAUGCGCGAGGACGUCUUCAAGGUUGUCGAUGGAGCUUACCAGCAGCGGGAGUCGGAGGAGCUCGACAGCGAGUCACUCCGCGUGCUGGAAAAGGAGCGCAAGAAGUUUGUCCGCAACGGCCUGCUCAUCCCUCACGGACCCCAGCGUGACCGCUUUAAAGAGAUUCAGAAGCGCCUGAGCCAACUGUGCAUUGAGUGCCAGAAGAACCUCAACGAGGACAAGAGCUCCAUCUGGUUCGCCCCGUCUGACCUCGACGGUGUUCCCGAGGACGACAUCGCCAUCGGUGACCUUGAGAAGGGCACUGGGGAGAAUGAAGGCAAGGUCAAACUAGGGUUCAAGUACAACCAUUUCUUCCCCCUGGUCAAGUACGCGAAGAAUGCCGAGACCAGGCAUCGGUACAUUGUCGCCGAUGCAAACAAGGCCAACCACAACGUCCCCAUGUUCCAGGAAAUCAUUGAGCUUCGUGAUGAGGCUGCACGUAUCCUGGGCUACCCUGACCAUGCCUCUCUGAAGAUCGAGGAGAAGAUGGCCAAGACGCCCGCCCGUGUCAGCCAGUUUCUGGACGAUCUUCGUGAGCGCCUCGCUGCUGGUGGAAAGAAGGAUGUCGAGAAGCUCCUCGAGUACAAGAAGAAUGACUACGCCAAACGUGGCAUUCCCUUUGACGGCAGCUUCUACAUGUGGGACACAUCGUACUACUCUCGUCUCAUGAAGGAGCAAGAGUACAGUGUCGACGAGGUUAAGGUAUCUCAGUACUUCCCGGUGGAGAGCACCUUUAACGGUAUGCUAGAGAUCUUUGAGGAGAUCUUUGGUUUUGAAUUUGUCGAGGUCAAGGAGGAGGACCGUCGACUGCUCAGCCCGACCGGCAAGGCUGAGGACAUUGUCUGGCAUGACGAGGUCCGCGUCUACACGGUGUGGAACGACGAGGCUGGCGGUGGCGAGUUUGUUGGCUACCUAUACAUUGACCUUCACCCCCGUGAUGGAAAGUACUCCCACAAUGCCAACUUCAACCUUGAGCCUGGCUACCUGCGGAGUAACGGCUCUAGGAACUAUCCUGCCACGGCCCUCGUCUGCAACUUCAGCAAGCCAUCGGCCAACAAGCCGUCCCUCCUCAAGCACAACGAGGUGGUGACACUCUUCCACGAGCUCGGCCACGGAAUCCACGAUCUGGCUGGUCGCACGCGGUACAGCUACUUCCACGGCACCAACGUCGUCAACGACUUCGUCGAGGCCCCCUCUCAGAUGUUGGAGAACUGGUGCUGGACACCCAGUGUGCUCAAGUCUCUCUCGAGGCACUGGGAGACUGGGGAGUCUAUUCCUGAUGACCUGGUGACGAAGCUCAUCUCGACCAAGAACCUCAAUUCGGCCACGGCCAACCUAGCUCAGCUAUUGAUUGGAACCUUUGACAUGACGAUCCACACGCCCAAGUCCCACGAUGACAUCAAGAAGCUGAACGCUGGUCAGCUCUGGAACCAGCUUCGCCACGACAUUUCUGGCAUCAAGGGCCCCGAGGAUGUUGGCGAGGGAAUCACUUGGGGCAAUCGCCACGCCAACAUUGGCCACUUUAUCGGUGGCUACGAUGCUGGUUACUACGGCUACCUGUGGUCUGAGGUGUUCUCGACGGACAUGUUCCACUCUGUCUUCAAGAAGAACCCCAUGUCCAAGGAAGAGGGCCGCCGGUACCGCAAGGUUGUUCUCGAAAAGGGAGGCAGCGUCGACGAGAUGGAAUUCCUCCGGGAAUUCCUUGGCCGGGAGCCUAGCACGGAACCUUUUUACCAGGAGCUGGGCUUGGUGUAA